AUGCGUCGUGGACGGUCUUCGGGUGGUACCUCCACUCCGGUGUCUGCUAGCAAUAGUACAAGGCGAUCUACUAGAUCGUCUCUCUUGGCAAGCAACAAUUCCUCGCCGGCACCAUCAGUUACAGAGUCGACUACGAGCAAAACAACAACUCGUCUCAGUCGCAUCGCUACUAAAGCACCUCCCAGCGCAACUGUUUCAUCCGUCGCAACCCCCACAGAACUGACCUCAGACGAGGCCAGCGAUUUCACUCCUGCUACCAGCGUUGUGCCUACACCGCUAUCAACAGAGGCUGGAGACCUUAUUGGAAAGCGGACAACAUUCGUGAUUGAAGUUCCUACCUCCAAAGGCCGUGCCGACAGAGAUCGUGCCCUGCGCACAAGCAGCUUGUCCCUGAAUGCAAAGGGUAAGCGCCGUGCUGACCUUGUUCAAGACUCUGACGAUGAUGAUGCAUUCUCCGAUGAGUCGCCGGACGCCAAAGUCGCCCGAAGGCUACAAGAAGAGGAAUAUGCCAAGGCCCCUUUUUGGGGAGGUAGCUCUAUGUCCGACGGUGCUGUUGGGACCCCCAGAGCAAGCAUGCCAGCGAAGAGGGAGCGGGCGAAUACGGGAUCAAGCCGCCGAACAAAGAGGAGCAAAGUGAUACCCGAUUCUGAGGAUGGCUUGCCUUCGGAUACUGACAUGGAUACCGCAGUCGCUUCUGCGGGUUCUGCUACUGGCUUUCCUGACGAGGAAUCUGGCAGCAAGGAGCCGGAUGCAACAAUUGAGAUAUCGGACUCGGAUGACCUUAGCUCCCUUGAUGACUCUGUAUUCGAGGUCUCUAGUGACGACGAACCCCUAUCUAAGUCUAAAGGCAAACAGCGAACGCGCUCUGCUCCUCGUGUCGGCGAAUCCAGCGCCGCGAUCAGUCCACAUAUGCCCAGAACCCAUAGUCCCCCUUCUUCGCUGGAGACUUCGGACGAGGACUCUGCUUACGAGGAGUCGAUUGAACAACUCGCCGCUUCGAAUGAACACGCUCAACAGACUGAAAUGCGAGAAAUUGCCGCCUCUCGCAAGGCAUACAGGCGUGGAGACAAGCGUCGUGGUCGGUCCGAGCGUCUCCGCCUCGAGACUCAUCAUCCAGAGCUCGAAACCAUGUGGACUGAUCUCGAAAAUAUGCCAGAAAUAAAUGCGGGUAGGGCAGAGCAGCCGUCGACGAUCUCGCGUCGCCUCAAACCCUUCCAGCUUGAAGGUCUUGCUUGGAUGAAGGAGAUGGAAAAGCAAGAGUGGGGUGGCGGCCUCCUCGGCGACGAAAUGGGGUUGGGGAAGACGAUUCAGGCCGUAUCACUCAUCAUGUCUGAUUACCCUGCUAAGCAACCCAGUUUGGUGCUUGUACCCCCAGUUGCCUUGAUGCAGUGGCAGUCAGAGAUCAAAUCUUACACCGAUGGAACACUCAAGACAUUCGUCUUUCACGGUACGAAUACCAAGACAAAGGGAAUUCAAGUUAAAGACUUGAAGAAGUACGACGUGAUUAUGAUGUCGUACAACAGUCUGGAGUCCAUGUAUCGAAAGCAGGAACGUGGCUUCAAGCGCAAGGAGGGACUCUACAAGGAGGAAAGUGUGAUUCAUGCCAUCAACUUUCAUCGUAUUAUUCUGGACGAAGCCCAUUGCAUCAAGACACGAACAACGAUGACGGCUAAGGCAUGCUUUGCACUGAAAACUAAUUAUCGUUGGUGUUUGACUGGCACUCCGCUUCAGAACAGAAUCGGCGAGUUUUUUUCCCUCAUCAGGUUCCUCAAUAUCAAGCCCUUUGCAUCCUACCUGUGCAAGCAGUGCCCUUGCUCUACCUUGGAGUGGAGCAUGGACGUUGACCAUCGAUGUAAGAGUUGCGGCCACGGCGGUAUGCAGCACGUAUCCGUCUUCAACCAGGAACUUUUGAACCCGAUCCAAAAGUUUGGCAACUUUGGGCCCGGUCGCGAAGCGUUCCGCAAGCUUCGGCUGAUGACGAAGCGCAUUAUGCUUCGCCGUCUCAAAAAAGACCAUACCAAUGCGAUGGAGUUACCGGUCAAGGAAAUCUUUGUCAACCGUCAAUUCUUUGGCGAGGAGGAGAAUGAUUUCGCCGGCAGCAUCAUGACAAACGGCCGGCGCAAGUUUGAUACCUACGUUCAUCAAAAUAUCUUGCUCAACAAUUAUGCCAACAUCUUUGGUCUCAUCAUGCAGAUGCGUCAGGUUGCGGACCAUCCUGAUCUGCUUCUGAAGAAGAAUGCCGAGGGCGGCCAGAAUGUGCUCGUCUGCUGCAUUUGCGAUGAGCCGUCCGAAGAUACGGUGCGCAGUCGCUGCAAGCACGACUUUUGCCGCGCGUGUGUGGCCAGUUACAUACACUCAACUGACGAACCCGACUGUCCGCGCUGCCACAUUCCCCUGUCGAUUGACUUGGAGCAGCCCGAGAUUGAGCAGGACCUGUCCAUGGUGAAGAAGUCUUCAAUUAUCAAUCGUAUCAAGAUGGAGAAUUGGACGUCUUCCUCCAAGAUUGAGCUCUUGGUGCACGAGCUGCACAAACUCAGAUCGAAUAAUGCAUCGCACAAGUCAAUCAUCUUUUCGCAGUUUACAACGAUGCUGCAGCUCGUAGAGUGGCGAUUGCGCCGCGCUGGCAUCACGACGGUCAUGCUCGAUGGUAGCAUGACGCCCGCGCAGCGUCAGGCGUCGAUUGAGCACUUUAUGACCAACGUGGACGUGGAGUGUUUCCUCGUUUCACUGAAAGCCGGCGGCGUUGCACUUAACCUGACGGAAGCCUCGCGCGUCUUUAUUGUCGAUCCAUGGUGGAACCCUGCGGCCGAAUGGCAGUCAGCAGAUCGAUGCCACCGGAUCGGGCAGACGCGGCCGUGCACGAUCACGCGUCUGUGCAUCGAGGACUCGGUUGAGAGCCGGAUGGUGCUGAUUCAGGAAAAGAAGACGAGCAUGAUUCACUCGACGGUGAAUGGCGAUGACAAAGCGAUGGAGUCGCUAACCCCCGCGGACAUGCAGUUUUUGUUCCGUGGUAAUUAA
Messenger RNA from Beauveria bassiana ARSEF 2860, 3018 nucleotides. Its product is annotated as RING-11 protein. NCBI's taxonomy places the organism in Eukaryota, Fungi, Ascomycota, Sordariomycetes, Hypocreales, Cordycipitaceae. The transcript has 3 exons. Gene Ontology annotation, molecular function: ATP-dependent chromatin remodeler activity; metal ion binding; ATP binding. The coding region runs from base 1 to 3018 and encodes 1005 amino acids. The record is from RefSeq and is a predicted model, not a curated record.